Molecule: messenger RNA, 459 nt
Organism: Ostertagia ostertagi
Lineage: Eukaryota; Metazoa; Nematoda; Chromadorea; Rhabditida; Trichostrongylidae
Source: the annotation of a GenBank genome assembly
AUGGAAUCAGUUGGGAAGCAGGUUCAGCCUUUCAAAAACCCACAAGCCACCGGAAGUGCAGCAUAUGUGACAAAGAACGAUAUUCCGUCUCAUAUUGUCAAAUUCGUGAACGAUUUCAUGAUUGCCGAGAAUGGUACCUCAUCUCUCACUGUAGACGAGCAUUAUCCUGAAUUUACGAGCUCCAGCUGUGGUGUCGGCUCAUACAUGGAUACCGAGGAUGGGACUGAGUUCCAUGCGGUUGAAAAACCCUCAGACUUCAAGAAGGAGAUCUCUUCGAUUAUAAACUCUAUAGAGGAGCCCACGCCGGCGCAAUAUAUAGCCACCGAGAUGGAAUCGAUUGGGAAAUCGCUUGCUAAAUUUAGGGACCGAAAAAAUUUUCAAGGAAAGGCUUAUGUGACCGUAUACGAAAUACCAUCUAAGGUCGUGAAAUUAGUGAACGACUUUUUGGUUGCCAUGAAG